This is a messenger RNA of Sander lucioperca (pikeperch), 4813 nucleotides long. RefSeq names its product proline rich transmembrane protein 4 (gene prrt4b). The transcript is spliced from 4 exons. NCBI's taxonomy places the organism in Eukaryota, Metazoa, Chordata, Actinopteri, Perciformes, Percidae. The record is from RefSeq and is a predicted model, not a curated record. Bases 260 to 3508 code for a protein of 1082 amino acids.
CAAAUAGAGAGAGAGAGAGAGAGAGAGAGAGAGAGAGAGAGAGAGAGAGACUGGAACUCAAUUCCACACAGUCAAACCUACACUGGCUCAGAAAGACGGUCUCUCCUGCAGCAGAACACACACACUGCUGGCUGUGGAUUCUCCAUCUUAUUCCAUACAUCUGUAGGCCAUUUUGCCGGAGAAUCAGACAAACCCGCCUCAGGGAGCAGAGGAGAAUGGAGAACAACAUGUGACCGAUCUGUGCGCCACUGUCGACAGCAUGCUUCGCCUCCUCCGGACCUUGGCUUUCUGCUUCUGGUGUUUUUUGCUACUUCACAGGCAGGCUGUGGCUGAUGAAGAAGCCCUCUGGGGACCAACGCCAUCAAGAGAAAGCCCAUCUGAAAAGAAACAAAGCUCUUCCUGGUUGACCCCAUAUCUGCAAAAGCUCCCUGCCAUACCCUUCCGUAUCCCCUUUUAUGGGAGCUCGAACAGCAACAACGAGGAUGCUGCGUUGACCACAACCGCCAAAGGGCUGACAGAACCAAUCGAUCACCUGCAAGACCACUCAGGUUCAGGGGAAGGGAGCAUUUCUGAAGCCUCUGAAUCACCCACCACUUCGGCUCAGGGGCUCCUAACCAGCGUGACAAAGAUAAGAACAGAAUCACUUCCCACAGGGACAUCAGAUUCUCCACACAGCAGCAUAACACAGAGCGACAAUGACACUCUUGUUUCAGACUCCUACUCUCCCACAAGCAGUUUUAUCAGAAACACUCUGUUCACCAACAGUCCCACCAGCACAAGCACUCCUGAACAAAAUGCAAAACAUACCAACCCACCGAGGGGCACGGCACGAGCGGCCGGACCCAGCAUUGGCACCCCUACACAACACCUCCCAGGGGAACACACUGAUAAAAAGGAGGCUGAAGAUUUCACAGAAAAGAUCUCUUUGACGAUAGCACCAGAAACUACAGUUCCCACUGCCUUGACAUGGGCAGCAGCCCAAAUCACAACAACCCCAGGACUUGUGGAGGCCACACUGACCAGCAGACACCCUCUGGGGCCUGUAACUCCACCUACGUCCUCAGAAACCAUGUUUGCCAGAAAACCACAACACUCUACUGUCAGUGUUACCCUCCAUGCUGGAGAGGCCACAAUGACAGAAACUCACCCCACUCAGAGUAAGGCUGACCUGGGCUUCUCUGAGGCCAGGUCAAUGCCCGGGGAGGAACAGCUGGGGGUAAUCACCACUGCCAUGGGGAUCAAUCACAAACUAGUGACGGAAUCCAUAACUAGCACAACUCAGAGCCAAAGGGUUAACUUCUCAAUAGCAGGAGAGCCGCCAGGCAAAGAGGAUAAGGAGGAUGAGGAAGGUGUGGUUCCUUCAGCUGACUGGGAUGGUGACACCAGGUUGGCAGACAAUUCCACACCAUCCGCUAAGCUGCUAACAACGUCCACACCACAGAGCACAGAAACUCCCCAUAUUCCUCUGUACACUGAAGACUGGAUGUCCAACCCGGUGGACAGCAACGCCACCUUCCUUCCAGACUGCAAUAAAGAGCGCUCCGGGAUCUGCAACCUCUCCGACACCUGGGACGCAACAACCUCCUCGGACGUCAAGCCCACACAAAAUAUCACUGCCACAAACCAAUCAGUCAACCCUCUCCUGAUCCCAGCUCCACUCAUGUUGGUGCCGCUGUACACCGACUGGAACAGCGCCAUGGCAGCUUGGGGACUGGCCUGGGAGGCGCAUGUAUACGGUGCUGGUUGCGUUUUUGCGAUGCUCACGCUAGCAUCAACGCUUAAUCUGCUCUGCUUGCCACUACGAUGCCCAUCCGGAUGUGGAUACUUUGCCCUGGUCAGCCUGUUUCUACUAGCUGCUGGUUGCACCAGAUCUUUCUCCCUCCUGUACGAUGCCUAUGGCCACCAGGACCGCUUGCCCUCCACAGAGGCCUCACUGAUACUCUACGAAGCACCGUUUCCCUGCUUGACUGCAGCUUUCGGCCUGGUUUUCCUUCUCCUCUCAAUGCGCUCAAGAAUGCAGCUCUCCUACUCAGCUUUCCAGAGACCCUGUUUCCUUGCCUGCCUGGUUGUCCUGCACUUUGGUGCCGCAUUCGGACCGGUGACAUUACUGAAGUUCUACCAGCAAAAGCCUCCCCUUUGCCUCUUUCUUUCACUCAUCUCCCGUGGAGCCUUUGUAGCACUGGCCACAUUUCUGUCUGCUGCCUAUUUUGUGUUCUACAUCUACGUGCGGGCAGAUUCGAAGCACAUUUACCACCUGAAUAACACAUCUCCAACACCUGCUGAGCGCUACAACCGAUGCCCCUUUGCUGAGAGCCGGGACUGGAACCGUGCAGCUGUAACCGUCUGUAUUUCAGCAUUGUUUUGUUUAGCAUGUGCAGGACUGCAGUUAUAUGCAAUGCUCAAUGCUAUGGGUGUUGCAGGUGGAGAGGAGGUCUUCCACCCUUGGCCCUGGUGGGCUUUUCAGUUUAGCUGCAGACUGUGUGAGCUCGGGGUUUGUCUCACCUUAGCCUUGGUGGUCGCACAACCAGUCUACUGUUCUGACCACCUACCAGCUGCAGGGAGCUGCUGGACUGAACUGUUGGCAUCCAAGUCACCCAUCCUGCCUGGGAGCUACCAGUGGUCCCUGAGCCAGCAGGAGAAGCUUGCAAUUGUUGAUACCAUUGGGCUUGGAGAGACAGAGAGCCUUCCUCUUUACACUCUGGUGGAUGACAGGCUUGGCAGCAGUCUGAACGGCCUGGACCUCCUCUACCACAGCAACCGGGCCUUGGCAUACAGAGACCUGGACUUGGAUUUGGACUUACAUGGUUCAGGAAUUCCUGAGGAUGGAGGAGCCAGAGAGCCCUCAGGUGGAUCCUCGUUUACCAGUGACUCCACCACAGACCUGCGGCCACCUUCGCCCAUCAACCUGCGUCGCAGCAUAGACGAAGCACUCUUCAGCGAGGCACUCUUUCCCAUGAGCCUCUUUAGCCCUGCUAGGCCUUUUCGCUGCAGUGAUCUAUCCAUUAACAACCACUGUGCAUUUCCAAGCAAUGGCCUCUGUGAUCCUCUCUCAAUGGACCCUGGCCUUUAUCGGACCUCUUCCUGCGUGGAGAUGGCCUCUCAACCCCAGCUGUCUUGUGCCCAAACCCAAGGAGACACUAUUGUAGGUGCUCCACCAUCUCCCUCCCUGUCCUCUUCCUCCAGCUGUUCAUCUCGUGAACGUUGGAGGGGCAGCUCUUCCUCCUGUUCCCUCUACCGAGAAUCUUUCGGAGGUUCGUCACUGGUCCUCUGCCCGAGCCCAGAGAGACAUGCGCAGCAGCUUCUCCAGCAAGGGGGUAUGGGCCAUGUGGCAUCCUCUGGCCACCAGGGCCAUGCUGACCCACAGAGGCAGUAUCAAACACUGGGCGCAGCCUCACAGGAGAGCCUGGACAUGUCGUCUGAGGCAGACCGAUCCGUGCAGGAGGAGUUCAUCAGUGUUUGCAGACAAAUCGAUGCUUUGAGCAUCUGCAGCGAGACUAUUGAUUUAUAAAGGGCAGUCUGGUCAAACAAGGGUUACACAGAGGACUUAUUAAGAAGGAUGUCAGAAGGGGGACUAUCAAGGAUUUGUACAGGCUAUUUGAUAGUGCAUGGUAGCUUUUGCAUACACCAUGAAAGACAUAGCUGCCCAAAUAGCUUUUGGAGCUUUGUUAUGUGGUCAUUAGUGAGGGUCUAUGUGCCAAGAAUGUCAAAAGCCAAAUGGUAAUUUGUAACUUUUACAUGUUUGAUAAAGGCUGGUGAAGUUUGAUAGACAAAAGAAUAGUAACAUUUUACUGAGUGGAGAUAACAAGAAUUUGUACAAAUGUUUUUAUUGCAUUCCAACAUUCCAAUAGAUAGUACUGUGACUAAAGUUAAGCACUUAUUAAAUACUACUGAGGUCUUAUGCUUUCAAAUUCAGCAGAAUAUCAGUGUCAUUAAAUCUCAUGUUGAAUAAAUGAGAUUAAAAUUAAGUUUGUCAAACUAUAAACUCACCAUACCAAUAUGCAACACAUCUUACUUGCAGUUCUGGUGCAAAAGUGCCCUCUACUGGUAAAACGCACACUAUGUUGCAUUAUCCUCCUACAUUUAUUACCAAUGAACUGUGCUUCUACAUACACUGACAGCAUCUUCUAUAACCGGUCUAUUUAUUUAUGUUCAAAAAUAACUGUGCUCAACAUAUUGUUUAAUAAAGUUUGUUUUAUAAUAUUUGGCUUUUUUUUUUUUUUACUUAAGGUUCAAAGUGACAUCCGGCAAGGUGAGUUUGCAGCUCAUGUUAAAAAAAAAAAAAAAUAAAAAACAAUAGUCCAUACACAGUUUUAUUUAUUAUUUAUUUUUUUACCAUAUUGAAAGCAAAGCAACUUUCCUCUGUUGAGUGUUUUACUGUAAACAUGUUUCGAAGUGAUAUUCUUCAAAAAAAUAACCUAAUGGAUUUAUGAAUACAGAGUCUUUUCCAUCCAUCUUAAAAGCCCAUGCUUAUUGUUUUGGCUGUUGGUUGGAGAAGCGACCACUAUGUCCUGGCAACUGUAGCUUUGCAAUAUACUGCAGACUGAAAACAACAAAUAACUCACUAUUCCCCAUAUUUGUGCUUUUUAGAUGGACUAACAGGACUCAGAACUUUACAAAAAAUACAUUUUAUAAACCUGAAUUCUCGCUUUAGAUGGGAAACUGAAAACAAGCAGCAGUCACUUGCAACUGGAUAUAGGUAGCUAUAUAUUUCUUCAUAUAUUUCCAUGUACAUUUAUUUUGCUAUUUAGUCCAAUUGCAAGGCUUUUGUUAGUCAAGUGAACCCUGUGCAGGGUCAAGUACAUAGUAUGUUAGA